Molecule: messenger RNA, 2131 nt
Organism: Contarinia nasturtii (swede midge)
Lineage: Eukaryota; Metazoa; Arthropoda; Insecta; Diptera; Cecidomyiidae
Exons: 4
Coding region: 118-1374 (418 amino acids)
Source: RefSeq, a predicted model, not a curated record
AUAAUUUCAUCAUCUUAACGAUCAAAGAAAUUGAGACGCAAUUGUCAAUUGAACCAACGGAACAAUUUUUCAAUUUUUCCUGUGCAUUAAUUCAUCAAAGUCCCAAAAUAAAUCAGGAUGCGUCCGAAGCGUACUUGCGUUAAUGAAACGAAUGAAAGAAUUCGAAUAUACUCUGAAUGGGCCAAUUCGCAGCGCCAAAGACAACCAAUGAAUAACGCAUCGGCCAAUAGCCAACAAACUGAGCCGACACAAAAUCAAGACGAAGAAGAAGAAGAGAAUCAAUCAUUGGAUGUGACUGUGGACAAUAGCCAACAAACUGAGCCGACACAAGAGCAUGUGGAUGUACAAGACGGAGUUCAUCAAUCGAUCGAAAUUCAAUUAGAACAGUGUACACCAUGCACAGUUGGUUUGGAAGUCAUGUCACAGAACGAUUCUGAAACUCAGUAUUUCAAUCGAUACCGAGCCACAAAUACAACUGGAUCCAAAAGACGGAAAGUCAUUGAAUCGGAUGACGAUGAUGAUGAUGAUGAUGAUGUUGUCGACGCACACAGUAAUGUCACGCACACGCCUAGUUUAGUCUUGCCACAGACUUCGACACAAUCGAAACGCGUACGAUUCGAUCAAAACAAUCGACAGCAACAACGACCAUCAAAUUCGUCAAGCCACAAUUCACCAAUUCAUCAAAAUAUACAAAAUGCCGGCACAUCGUCAUUACACAAUCAAAUCGAAAUGGAAUGCCAAAAUGUGUUUUCUUCCAUGACAAGAAUAAUAGCUUCAAACGCAGCACAUCGUCAAAUCGUUGAAACAAUUGCAAAUGAAUUGAGCACACGGUUGAAUCAAUUCACUCGGAACAUCAAAUUGAAUUCAAACGUUAAGCGAAAAGUCGAAGAUUUGGUGGAAAAAUUCGAACGGAGUCAUGUCGAAGCCUUGCAGCGUUUACGAAAUGGAUUUGGAAUUUGUGUUGAUACUAAUACAACUGCUGCUUCUACUGUUGCCGAUCGGAACGAUGUGUCUACACCAACAUCAUCCGGUGAUACAGUCGCAUCAGGUACACGUCCAAAACAAUCACAAUCGAUAGCAAUGCACGACAAAAAACAAUACCGGCCAAACGAAAGAAGCGAGCAAACACAAUUGCAAAUGCACCGGCAACAAAGAAGCGAACAACUCGUGCCACCAGUAUGCCGAAUACAUCGAAUAAUGAUAAUGUUAGCGAUGAUUUCGAUUUCAAUGAUGGCGAUGACGAUGGCGACAAUGGUGAUGAGGAUUCAGAAAGAUACCAAUCGAUCAAAAUGGGUAAACGUAAGUCGUUCAAUGAAAAUCUACAGAAUAAGGAUGAAUUGGCUAGCAUUAUCAAUAAAAUUGUCACGGACAUGAGUCACACUUGGCGACUUGGCGCACUCAACGUACACUGUAGCCUCAUGCGAAUCAUACAAUCGAACAAUGAAGCAGCCAUUCGUACCGAAUUUUGGAACAGUACGUGUGAAUACAAUCGUAAUUAUUUUGAUGGUUAUUUUCGUGGUGUGUAUGGUAAUUGUAUCAAUGGCAAGAAAAAAUUGCGAAAAACAUGGAAAUUGGAUCAGGCUAUAAUCAAGUUCUGUCAGAAGCACAAAGUCAUUGAGAAAAAUGCAAUUGGUUAUGGUAACAUUUUCACCUAUGCAACUCGGCAAUAUUUCACCAAUUUCAUGAUGUGUAUCAUACGUAGUCUGUAUAAUAAUGUUCGGGCAUAUUUGAAUCAUUGUGUGAUUUCCGAAGAAUUGGCAAACCAUCCGAAAUCAAAUGAACCGUUUGCGAGCACAUCACGCGCCAGAACACCACCACUGCCGCCACAAAAAUGUCGAACAUUGAAACAGAUACGCAAAGCGAAUUACCAAUUGAUCACCAAUACAAUGCGCUAUUUGUUCAGCGACGAGGCAGAAAAUCCGAAUUUCUAUAAGAAAAAGCCACAAUCGAAACGACCGCCACGCAAAAAGGCCACCGAUGAUGAAGCGGCCAAACGAAAAAAGCGACAAAAUGAAAAGAAAGUGAAAAAGCCAAAACGAAAACGUGAUCCAAUUCUAUUGACACCAGCUAUCGAACGUCUUCUGAAGCGUAUUCAAACCGAUUUUAAUCCGAUGGAUUUCGAAGCGAAUCG